GAAGGUCAAGCCCCUAACUCACAAGCAAGCAAAGCGAUCCUGUGCCUCCUUACCGAACUCCUAUUACUCUCUGGCUCUUUAUAAAAUGGCUGCUGUUUUAAAGCCUGCCAUGUCACGUUUCCUCCUUUUGUCUUUUCUUUUGUCAACUGUAGCCGCCCAAAGUAUUGCUCCAGAUGAUGCUGACCCUACUUGUUCGGAUAUACCAAUAAGAAAUGUCACUUUUCCCAAUGAAAAGAUUCUACUGGACUCACAGAACUACAGGUCAGUUUUUCUUGUUGGAGCAGAAGGAGAAAAUAGGACUUGGCUAACUAUCGACUAUGAUGGAGGGGGAGUGGGUCGAACUGGUGCUGCUGGUUUUGUCGAUUCUUGGUAUGAAGGUAAUCAAGGAGUACAGUGCUUGCAUCGAAUCAACGUUUGUGCUACUCUCAUUCCUGGAGGAACAUCUUCAUUCCAGAGCAACUGGCUAAUAACACAAUACAUUAAUAUUAGUGAACCUGGAAUAAGCCAAUUAAGAAUUAAUGUAACAUUCUCAUCAAAUUUGGUGUGCUUAAACCAGCAGUGUCCCCAGCAGCAGACAUUUGAAGUGCAGACAUUUGAAACUAAUGAACCAGAUGAGAUGGAUAGAGGGAAUAUCAGUUAUUAUUCAUAUGCUGGUGUUCGUCUGAUACACACUGCUGUUGAAGGAGCUACUACAGAAUCUGAGUCAUUUGCUGUGUCUAGUUCUGGUCUAUAUCUGGCUAUAUGGGACCAAGGAUCUUGUACUGUCAUUAAUCGGAUUGUGGUAUUCUACAAUGUAUGUCCUUAUCAAAUAUUGAAUAAAGCUAUUUAUCCAGAGACAGUAGCUCCCCAAGGGGACUUCGAUCCAGACAAAAAUGUGGAUGCUACUUGUAUUGAUAAUGCCAGCCCUACAUCAUCAAAUAUUUUAAGUUUAAGGUGUAGGCUAUUAGGAGUGUGGAUUGGAUCAGCUUCAUGUCAAUGUAAUCCUGGAUAUGAAGCUAACGAUACAGUUUGUGAAGCCUGUCCUACUGGUACAUAUAAAAAGAGCCCUGGUGACACUAGUUGUGAUGAUUGCCCUGAUAAUAGUGACUCAUUAAACACUGGUUCAACCUCCUGUCAGUGCCUCCCUGGAUACUAUAGGGCAGCUCAUGAAACUGAUGAUGUAGCAUGUACUGCUCCUCCUGGCCCUCCAGUAAGUCUUAGAAACACUUCAUUCAACUCCACUAGUAUCAGCAUUGCUUGGGAUCCACCCGUCAGCAAUGGGAGCCGCUCGGAUAUUAAUUACCUUGUCAGCAUAACAGACCAAUCUAAUGGGAAUUCAAUAGUUCCUCACACUACAAAUACCACAAUUUACAAGCGAGGGGGCCUUACCCCACUCACCACAUACACGAUAACCGUCACCUCAAGAAACGGCGUCUCUGAUCAAGACCUCUCAAACGAAACAAACAGGCAAGUCUCGAUUAACGUGACAACGAUGUCUUCUCCACCCACAAGCCCUCAGUCACUCUCUUUACAAAGACCAACGCCAUCUGGUCAAUCUACUAUACUAGGAUGGAGCGAACCGCAGAAUUCUUAUGGUACCGUCAUUCGUUAUAAUAUAUUUGUUAGUGAGUUUAAUGAUACCGAUACUGCUACUGUUAGAGGGACUGUCAAUGGGACCACGUUUCGUUAUGAUUUGAGUCAACUUGAUCUUACAUCUGGCUCUUAUUUUGUGUGGGUUCAAGCAGUGACAAUACACGGUGAGAGUGACCUCUCCCCUCCCAUUCAAUACUUGCAUGUAGAAGCACCGACACCGACAGAUUCCAGUACUUCUUCUGAUUUAUUUCCAGUAGUAGCUGGAGCAUCCAUUGGUGUAGUCCUUGUCGUGAUCAUCGUGGUUGCUAUAGUGAUUUUACUCUUUGUCAUUUGUUUUUACACCAAUACUAGAAGAAAGAGCACAUACAGUGAGUAUGGAUCACGUGUGGCUAAUUCCGGCUACAACCAUGAUGAGAGUGACACAAAUAUCGAGCUAGGGACUCUCCCACCACCUAGUAAUAAUCCUAAUCGAAUGUACAUCGACCCAAGAACAUACGCAUCCAUGAAUCACGCUAUUGAGCAGAACAGAGUCAAGGAAAUACCUCCAAAGGAGAUUGCUAAUUUGGAAGAGAUCGGAGUUGGUGAGUUUGGUCUGGUCUAUAAAGGCGUGUGGACCCUUAAGAACAUCCCAGUAGCAGUCAAGACUCUAAGAGGUGGAGCUACUGAUGAACAAAGGAGCAACUUCUUAUUUGAAGCAUCAGUGAUGGGACAGUUCCAUCAUGAUAAUGUUGUUGUACUUUAUGGUGUCAUUAGUCGUAUUGAUCCAGUUAUGAUUGUAAUGGAAUACCUGCAGAACGGAUCAUUGGAUCGAUACCUUCAGAAAAAUUUGGAUAAGAUUAGUCAUGAAAGGCUAUCGAAAAUGUCGUACGGAGUAGCAAAAGGAAUGAAAUACCUUUCUUCAAUCGGAUUCGUACACAGAGAUUUGGCUGCUCGUAAUAUUUUGGUUGCUAACGAUGAGACGUGUAAAGUAGCUGACUUUGGUCUGGCAAGGGAAAUGGUUGAGAAUGAGUAUGAUGUCCAGAAGGGUGGGAGGAUCCCUGUACGCUGGACUGCCCCUGAGGCUAUAUCUCAUCGAAGCUUCACUACAGCGAGUGAUGUAUGGAGCUAUGGUGUGCUCCUAUGGGAGACAUUCUCAUUUGGGGAAACACCAUAUGAUGGAUGGGACAACGCAACAAUAUUUCAAAGACUAGAAAAUGGAGAAAGACUUCACCCACCGAGAGGAUGUCCUGAUGAUCUCUACAAGAUAAUGCAAGCCUGUUGGAACAUUGAGCGUUCAGAGAGACCCACUUUUGAAAACAUUGUCGAAUGCUUUGAAGUCAUACUUUUUGGAAAACCAAAGCCAAAACCUAAGCCAGCUCAUCUUCAGUCUCCUAACAGGCCUAUUCCUCCUACUACUUCAAACUCUUCUGCUCCUAAUGGAAACAAUAAAGCUGCUGACUCAAUAGACGAAUUAUUAGGCUCAAUUGGGAUGACGAGAUACAUAGAUAUAUUUCAUGCAAAAGGCUUAUACAACGUAGCAGAUUGCUUUGGGCUGAGUGAAGACGACCUCCAAAGGAUGGGAGUGACAUUAAGUGGACACCAGUAUAAGAUUGUUAAGAACAUUCAUUUGAAAGAGGAAGAACUGGGAAGAGUGUCCCCUGAUUUUAUCUAACAACUUUUUCUUGCUUUCUUUAUUUCUUUCUUUCUCACUUUGUAACUCAUUAAGAUUUUUGUGUUACACAUUAAUUGUUUUGGUGAAA
Molecule: messenger RNA, 3311 nt
Organism: Amphimedon queenslandica
Lineage: Eukaryota; Metazoa; Porifera; Demospongiae; Haplosclerida; Niphatidae
Product: ephrin type-B receptor 1-B-like
Exons: 15
Coding region: 86-3223 (1045 amino acids)
Biological process (GO): protein phosphorylation; axon guidance; ephrin receptor signaling pathway
Cellular component (GO): plasma membrane; dendrite
Molecular function (GO): transmembrane-ephrin receptor activity; protein binding; ATP binding
Source: RefSeq, a predicted model, not a curated record